AUGAUCCGUGACCACAAUGCCAAGAUUGCUGACUUGGAGGGGUUGUUGGGGCCUGAGAGCAAGCACGCGCAGAAGGCCUUCCGCAAGGAUCUCGAUGAUUGCAUUGCCCGGCUCUCCGCCUGCAGAGCAAACUUGCAAUCUGCUGUCGAUGGAGCCCAGGAGCUUCAGUUUGCUAACCUGGAGACCGACAUGGAGACGAUGACCGCAGAGGCCGAAGAGCUCAUGAAGAAAAUGCAGAACCAGGUUCUUGCAUUCAGCAAGAAGAAGAGUUUCACAAAGGUUCUCGGGGAUCUGAUGCUGUGUGGAGAAGAUGAUGCUUUUCCGGCAUUGAAAACAAAUGCCGGCAUAUCGAUGAUGGGGAAAUCCUCGUGUGCCUUAGACGUGCCAGAUUUGGCGGGUAAAGUUGCGAGAACUUCAGAGCUGGUUUUUGACAUGAUCGACAACGUAGCGGCUGCCGGCUCCGUCAACCGCGAGAUGAGAAGCGCCAAGUCCACAGAUGCGGCUGGUCUUCUGCCGGCCCCGCUGAAGAAGCUCGGAACCUUCAGUGGCAAGAACAGUGCUCGUGAUUUCGCCCAAGUCAACGAGGAUGAGCCAAUGGUUGCUUUGUUCUGCGAAGGACUCAACAGCCGACUGCAUCACACAUUCAGGGAAGAGGACGCAAUGAGGAGUGGCUCAAGCGGCGGACAAACGAUGCCUGGAAAAAGCCGUGAUCAAAACGGCAAGAUACCGCCUAGCUUCGUUGAGAAGACCAUACAGAAUUGCAUCCCUGAACCAGUGUGCGAAGCGCAGAAGGUGAAAAAGGGCACCGAUUCGUGA
Messenger RNA from Symbiodinium sp. CCMP2592, 816 nucleotides. Lineage: Eukaryota; Dinophyceae; Suessiales; Symbiodiniaceae. The record is from the annotation of a GenBank genome assembly.